Sesamum indicum (sesame) is the source of this 713-nucleotide messenger RNA. RefSeq lists its product as uncharacterized. Lineage: Eukaryota; Viridiplantae; Streptophyta; Magnoliopsida; Lamiales; Pedaliaceae. The record is from RefSeq and is a predicted model, not a curated record.
AAUCAAAGACCAAAAUUACAGAUAUUUAAUUUAUUAAUAUUAUCGAAAAUAAAAUAGAAUAAAAUAAAACAAAGCAGAAGAAAAAUGGCAAGUAUGGCAGUCAUGAUCACCACCACCUCCCUCUCCAGACUCCGAGCUAUUAGGGCUUUUCAGGCGAGCUGCAGGCGUUACUACGGCGCGAUGCCCACGUCGUGCGAUGAGGCGGCCAAGCAAGGCCGUGAUGCUGCCAUCAAGGGUGUCGAUGCCGCCAAGAAAGGCGGCCACCAACUCAAAAAUGAAGCUGCUGCUACUGCACAUAAUGCAGCUGAGAAGACAAAGGGGAUGGCGGAAGAGGCGGCGGGGAGAGUGAAGCAGAGUGCAGAGGCAGCGUGGGGGUCCGUUAAGGAGAACACCAGAAAGAUGAGUGAGACGAUGGCGGGGAAAGCCGACGCCACUAAACACACUCUCAAAGAAGAGGCUGCCAAACUUGAGCGCAACUUCAAGAAUUGAUCAUCAAUUAAUUCAUCAUUUUUAUUCUUUUUCUUUUUCCUCAUCUCAAUUGGAUUAUUUUUCAAUAAUUCUAUAUAUAUAUAUAUAUAUAUAUAUUCUUGAUUUGACAGCAGUACAGUACAAGGAUGUUAGUUAGGACAUUUCUUUUUUAAUUUUAUAGUUGGAUGUUGUACAAUUUUUGCAUGUAGAAUAAGUACAACUACAUAAAAAUGUUUUCCUUGUUU